Molecule: messenger RNA, 1360 nt
Organism: Emys orbicularis (European pond turtle)
Lineage: Eukaryota; Metazoa; Chordata; Testudines; Emydidae
Gene: TADA2A
Product: transcriptional adaptor 2A
Exons: 15
Coding region: 1-1332 (443 amino acids)
Biological process (GO): chromatin remodeling; regulation of transcription by RNA polymerase II
Cellular component (GO): SAGA-type complex; nucleus
Molecular function (GO): protein binding; zinc ion binding; transcription coactivator activity
Source: RefSeq, a predicted model, not a curated record
AUGGAGCGCCUGGCCUCCUUCAGCAACGACCCUUUUGAUAAACCACCUUGCCGAGGCUGCUCUUCCUACCUCAUGGAACCGUACAUCAAAUGUGCAGAAUGUGGGCCUCCUCCCUUUCUCCUGUGUUUGCAGUGUUUCACACGAGGAUUUGAGUAUAAGAAACACCAGAGCGAUCAUACUUAUGAAAUCAUGACGUCAGAUUUUCCUGUUCUGGAUCCCAGCUGGACAGCUCAGGAGGAAAUGGCACUUCUAGAGGCCGUGAUGGACUGUGGAUUUGGAAACUGGCAGGACGUGGCCAAUCAGAUGUGCACAAAAGCAAAGGAGGAGUGUGAGAAACAUUAUAUGAAACACUUCAUCAACAAUCCCUUGUUUGCAUCUACGUUGCUGAAUUUGAAGCAGGCAGAAGAGGCACAAAACGCUGACACGGCCAUUCCAUUCCACCCUGCUGAUGAUCCUCCACGACCUACCUUUGAUUCCUUGCUCUCCAGGGACAUGGCUGGGUACAUGCCAGCUAGAGCUGACUUUAUUGAGGAGUUUGACAACUAUGCUGAAUGGGAUUUGAGAGAUAUAGAUUUUGUGGAAGAUGAUUCAGACAUUUUACAUGCUUUGAAGAUUGCAGUUGUAGAUAUCUAUCACUCCAGGUUAAAGGAAAGGCAGAGGAGAAAAAAAAUUAUAAGAGACCAUGGCCUCAUCAACCUCAGAAAAUUUCAGAUUCUGGAGAGACGAUACCCAAAGGAGGUCCAAGACCUUUAUGAAACAAUGCGACGGUUUGCAAGAAUUUUAGGCCCAGUGGAGCAUGACAAGUUCAUUGAAAGCCAUGCACUGGAAUUUGAACUGCGAAGGGAAAUAAAGCGUCUACAGGAAUACAGGACGGCAGGAAUCACUAACUUCUGUAGUGCAAGAACUUACGAUCACCUCAAGAAGACGCGAGAGGAGGAGCGCCUAAAGCGCACGAUGCUUUCCGAAGUCCUCCAGUACAUCCAGGACAGCAGCGCCUGCCAGCAAUGGCUCAGUCGACAAGCUGACAUUGAUUCUGGCCUGAGUCCCACAAUGCCAGUUGCUUCAAAUUCAGGUAGACGGAGCGCCCCCCCACUGAACCUCACGGGUCUCCCAGGCACAGAGAAACUUAACGAGAAGGAGAAAGAGCUCUGUCAGAUGGUGAGAUUGGUCCCUGGAGCCUAUUUAGAAUAUAAAGCUGCUUUAGUGAAUGAGUGUAACAAGCAAGGAGGCUUGAGAUUAGCCCAGGCUAGAGCACUCAUCAAGAUCGAUGUGAACAAAACCAGGAAAAUCUAUGACUUCCUGAUCAGAGAAGGAUACAUCACCAAAGCCUAAAGACACAUGUAGAAUCCCUGGCACGAGU